GAUCUACUCAAGAUGUACAAAUUAGUUUUGUGAGAGAAAAGACGGUAGACGAUACCCGAUGUGAAGAGACUGACGAGUUUUAUGAAGCUACCCGACAUAAAUCAUCUUCAGUUUAAACACGGCGAAUAACGGUCACGCUGGCCGUGACUCGUGCCUGCAGGUUAUAGUGCAAUAACAUUUAUAAAACAAGAAUAAGAUAACCAAACAACAAGUGUUCAUAGAAGCUGUGUAAGGUGAUUUCACUGAAGUCGAAUAUGGAUAAAUACCAAGACAAAGAAAAUGUAAAAGCGAAAACAAGGAUUCCUUUACCAUUGCCACCCCUGCCAGCUCUGCCAAACCACUUGCUUAAAAAAAUAAGCGAGAGACCCCCAUUGAAUACAUUAGCUGGCCCUAAUGGACUCAGUCAAAAUGUGCCCUCUAGUUUGCUUUGCGUGGCUGGACCAAGCAAUGCAAAAAACAAAAGCAUCGUGGAUAGACUGAAAAGUCCUUUUCAAAUUGACACAAAAUUCGUAACAAUGCAACGGGGAUGUGAAUAUUUGGACUUUAAUUUUGUUGCUUACCAAGAUGAUAAGCGAAGAGUUUCAGAGCAAACUGUCAUUACUGUUAGCAGUGAUGAGGAAAAUGAAUCAAAUGAAAAGGAAAUAUAUUUCACUGAUAAAGACAGCCUUGCUAAUAAGAGGCGGAUGUCAGCAAGCACUCCGGCCCUUAACACAUUAGUUCCAGCCAGGGUGAAGAAUAUCAAGCGAAGCUUAAAGAGACCUCAUAGUAGGGAACUGCAAGGGUUAACGCCGCUGGAAAAUCGGGAAAAGGUGGAUGAUAGAGUGAAACGGAGACUGAAUUUCAAUCAGACAGUUAGAGAGAGGAUGCAGACACCUGAUUUAUCACUGAAAUCAUACAUGGCUAAUAUGGACAGAGAUUACGCAGGUGAAAUUCUAUCAUAUCUUCUACAAGCCGAGAGGAAAACAGCGGCGCUCCCGCGGGUGAAGAGUGAGACGAGAGCUGGCGUUAUCAUCUGGCUGAUGAAAAUAAAUGGCGUAGACGGCAACCCAGCCACCAUUCAAACUGCGGUGUGGUACCUGGACGCCGUGCUGGCCACCGGCAACGUGACGCUAGAGAAUAUGCAGCUAGUGGCCGCAGCAGCGUACUGGAUAGCGACCAAGCACCACGGCCCGCUGACUCCUGCGUCCAAGCUUGUCAAAUACGCCAACCAUGCCUUUACGCACCAGAGGCUGUUGGAAGCGGAGAAAGUAAUAUUGGCUAGAUUGAAAUUUCCUCUCCUACCAGUAGUGCCCCAAGACUACAUCUGGUACUUCGCGUGGUGGUGCAACCAUGAGCGGCCCGGCGAGAUCGAGGUGGCCACCACGUUCCUCUGCCUCUGCGGGCUGAUGGUGAACAAGAGCCUCUGCUCGGAGUACCCGUCCGUCGUGGCCGCAGCUUCCGUGAGGAAUGCACUGUUGUUGCUGAAGAAGAAGGAGCUGAUACCGAGACUACAGAAAUGUCCAGCAUACGUAGCAGCCAAAAAAAAGGCCGCGAACUUAUCGCACAUAUGUGCCAUCCUCCGCCACGCGGUGCGCGUAGUGGGCGCAAAGAACUACAGCUACAAGUUCAUAUUCGAGCAGUACGGAAUGCCGCCCAAGUAUAUCGCGCAGACCAUCGUGAGCUCGGCCAACGAGCUCGCUGUCAUGGACACUUUGAAUACCGCUGUCAUAUUUUGAAGGGUUCACCGGGUGGGCCCUGUAACAAAAGCCAAAAAUUUUGCUGUAGGCUCCUUAAACUGACCAACAUUUGUUCAGCGACUUUCAAAAAUGUUGAAGUCUUAAUUUAUAUUAUUUUCAUACAAAAUAAAUAUUAUCUUCACGUAAUUACGCCAUUAUUGUUGUCAUUGUCGUUGUCUGUCACGCUUUAGACAAAAUUAGUAAUACAUUACCUCUUAGUAAAAACUUUCUUAAGGGUAAUAAAAUCAAAAUACACGUUAUUUUUAAAAGUCGCAGAACAAAUGUUGGUCUGUGGAGUAUACUAGUAGGCUACAGUUAUUUUUCUUGCUUUUGUUACAGGGCGCACUCUUGUGGAAUGAACUGCACUUGUAUUUAUGGUUAAAGAUUUAGGGCCUAUUUAGACGGUACGAGAACUCGCAUACGAGUUUUAUUACAUUGCGGUAUUUGAUGGCAGUGCAAAAUUGUAUGUACCCUCAACAGCCCGCAAUGUAACUAAAAUCGCAUGCGAGUUCGCACGCCGUCUAAAUCAGGCCUUACUUUUAUCCGUAACAUCGCUCACAUACAUAUUAAACAUGAAUGAUUAGACAUGUCUCUAAAUGGUUAUUCAAUUAAUGUUAAUUAGUUUGUUUUUAAUUAGUCAUUCUCGGUAGGUAGUAAUUUAAUUCAAACAUUUUGCUAAAUUAAUUAAUUCGUUGUUUGGUGAAAAAAUAUACUUAUUGUUUUUUCAUUGUUCAAAAUCAUUCUACACAACAUAUUUAAAAAUGAUGUAAUAUUUAAAUAUAAAACUCGUAAUGCAUAGAUCCGCAUAGUUACUAGUAUAGUUGUAAUUUUAUUAUAGGGUGUUUAAAUGUGACGUAAUUACGUAUUGCACAGUUGGACUUUGAUUGAUUAGCAACUAAUUAAUGACGUAUUAAAUUAGUUUAUUAUAUGUAUGAAAUUAAAUUAUAUAUGUGACUUUAUUUGUUAUUGUAUCUUGAAUAAUUGUUACAUUGCCGUUAAAGAGAUGCUCACAGUUGCUAGUUGUUUUGAAAAGUAGACAUUAAUAAUGAGCUUAAUUGUAAAUAUGUAUUAGCCUAAUCUGACUUUAAUAUUAACCAUACUUAACUUUCACAAAAAAAACUAUGCAUUUUAAUUCUAUGACUAAUCAUGAUAAAAUUUAUAAAACUCUGACAUUCUUAAUACACGACACUAGAUGUAACAUACUUAAUAGUAAUUGAUCAAACCGAUUUCAAUGUUUUUUAACUUUAAUUAAGAGGAUA
Leguminivora glycinivorella is the source of this 2974-nucleotide messenger RNA. RefSeq lists its product as uncharacterized. Lineage: Eukaryota; Metazoa; Arthropoda; Insecta; Lepidoptera; Tortricidae. Gene Ontology annotation, biological process: mitotic cell cycle phase transition; regulation of cyclin-dependent protein serine/threonine kinase activity. The transcript is spliced from 5 exons. Gene Ontology annotation, cellular component: cytoplasm; cyclin-dependent protein kinase holoenzyme complex; nucleus. Gene Ontology annotation, molecular function: cyclin-dependent protein serine/threonine kinase regulator activity. The coding region runs from base 255 to 1715 and encodes 486 amino acids. The record is from RefSeq and is a predicted model, not a curated record.